This is a messenger RNA of Coccinella septempunctata (seven-spotted ladybird), 681 nucleotides long. RefSeq names its product ubiquitin-conjugating enzyme E2 T-like. Gene Ontology annotation, cellular component: nucleus. The record is from RefSeq and is a predicted model, not a curated record. The transcript has a single exon. NCBI's taxonomy places the organism in Eukaryota, Metazoa, Arthropoda, Insecta, Coleoptera, Coccinellidae. Gene Ontology annotation, molecular function: ubiquitin conjugating enzyme activity. Gene Ontology annotation, biological process: protein polyubiquitination; DNA damage response. Bases 181 to 666 code for a protein of 161 amino acids.
GAUAAAAAACUGAAAUGUUUACGUUGGAAAUUUUGGUUGGUACGAAAUUCGAAUACUUCAAAGUUGGAAUGAUAACGAAUGAAAAACCAAUUUAAUGUUACAAAAAUACGGAAGAGAUAUUGUUUAAAAGUAAUCCUGGGUGAUUCAAAUCUAGAUAAUUAGUUUCACUCCUGUAACGAAAUGUAUAAACAACGAAUUGCGAAAGAACUUUUGAAACUGUCGAAAGAUUCCGAUACCAAUUGCAUCUACGUUGAUGAGAACACCAAGGAAGGGGAUAAUUAUAUUAUUCUUAGUGCCACAAUAAUAGGGCCAGAUGAAAGCCCUUAUCAUAAUGGUGUUUUUCGACUAGAAGUAUAUUUACCAGAGAGAUAUCCUUUCUCUCCCCCAUCUAUAAAAUUUAUAACAAAAAUUUAUCAUCCAAACAUUGACGACGCAGGUAGAAUAUGCUUAGAUCUGAUGAAGAUGCCUCCAGCAGGUAGAUGGAAGCCUAACAUGAGUAUAGAAGGAUUACUAAUUGCUAUCAGAAUGCUUAUGGAGAGUCCCAAUCCUGACGAUCCAUUAAUGCCUGAAAUUGCCCAGGAAUUCAAAUUGAAUAAGAAAUUGUUCAAUGAAAAAGCCGCUGAAUAUACAAAAACUUAUGCUAUGAUCAGUACACACAAAAAUUAAAUUAAUAUUUUUUUA